Molecule: messenger RNA, 2360 nt
Organism: Chrysoperla carnea
Lineage: Eukaryota; Metazoa; Arthropoda; Insecta; Neuroptera; Chrysopidae
Gene: Oseg5
Product: intraflagellar transport protein 80 homolog
Exons: 13
Biological process (GO): cilium assembly
Cellular component (GO): intraciliary transport particle B; centrosome; cilium
Molecular function (GO): protein binding
Source: RefSeq, a predicted model, not a curated record
AACAAAAAAUGAAAUUAAAAACUGAAAUUAUUCCAGAUAUCCGACAUAAUGGUGGUGCUAUUUGCGUUGGUUGGAUAAAUUCUGAGGAUAUUUUAUCCUGUGGUGAUGAUCACUUACUGCUCAAAACAAGUGUCUUAACACAUGAAUCAUCAAUCUUAUGUAAAUUACCAAGUGAUGUCACCCCACUGGAUAUGCAUUGGCCUACACGAUCACCGGGCACUGGAAGUGCUGGAGGAUCCAUUGGUAGUGCAGGAACUACAGGGUCUGCAUCAGUGAAUCAUCCUGGUGGUGGAAAAUCAUUAGCUGAUAUUAUUUUAAUAACAUCUGCUGAUGGAAAAUUUCAUUUGCUUAGUCGCACAGGACGUUUGGAACGUAGUGUGGAAGCACAUCAAGGUGCAUGUUUAGUUGGAAAAUGGAGUCAUGAUGGUGCUGGAUUUAUGACCGCUGGUGAGGAUGGUUUAUUAAAAAUAUGGUCUCGUAGUGGUAUGCUACGAUCAACAUUGAUUUCAUGUGAUACACCCAUUUAUACGGGUGCAUGGGCACCAGAUAAUCAAGCAAUAUGUCAUAGUAAUGGACGUAUCUUAUGUGUUCGAUCAUUAGCAGCAAACACUAAACCAAUAAGGUGGAAAGCUCAUGAAGGUUUAAUAUUAAAAAUUGCAUGGUGUCACACUAAUGGUUUAAUUGUAUCGGGUGGUGAAGAUUGUCGUUAUCGUGUCUGGGAUUCUGUUGGACAUCCGUUAUAUGUUAGUGGAUAUCAUGAUUAUCCAAUUACAUCUGUAGCUUGGUCCCCAUCGGGUGAUAUGUUUACUAUUGGUGGCUUUAAUACAAUACGAGUUUGUGAUUCAACUGGGUGGUCUCAAUCAUUGGAAAAACCACAAUCUGGUAGUUUAUAUCAAUUAAAUUGGUCUAUCGAUGGUACUCAAAUUGCGGCUGCUUGUGCAAAUGGUCAUAUUCUUUAUGCGCACGUAGUUGGCAAAGUUUUUGAUUGGAAACAUUUUUCUGCACUUGUUCAAGACAAACGUACAAUUUUAGUGACAGAUAGUUUAAGCGAGACAAUUGAACAAUUAGAUUUUCCUGAUCGUGUGAUUCAAGUAACUCUAGGAUUUAAUCAUUUAGUGGUGGCAACUCCAGCACAAUGUCACGUUUAUAAUACAAAUAAUUGGAAUACUCCGGUAAUAUUUGAUUUAAAAGAAGGGGCUGUUUGUAUGCUGUUGUCGAGUGAGAAAUAUAUAACAAUUGUUGAGCGUUCAAAUAUAAGUGUCUACAAUUAUCAAGGACGUUUAAUAGCAUCUCCACGAUGGCCUGGAAUGUAUUCAGAAAGUUUAAGUCGUGCAACGAUUUCUUUAUGUGGAGAUAUGUUAGUAACCAGGGACACAUUAGACCAAAGAGUAAUUCAUAUUUUCGAACUAAGUAGCUCGACUAGUGGAGGUGGUGUUCGAACAAAUACGGAUACUGGAACACAUAUUCAGCAUACGACAGUAGUUAUUGAGCUAGCACUAAGUCAAGCCGGAGUUGCAAAUGAUCGUCAAUUAGCUGUCAUUGAUGUAAAUCGUGACUUAUAUUUAAUACCAGUGCGAGAAUUUGGACCAAAACAAUUUUUAAAAAUAGGUUCACAAAUCAAAUCCUUGCAAUGGAAUAUCGAUGUAGAUAUUUUAGCUGUAAUACAAGACGGGCGAUUAGUUGUUUGGUAUAGUCCAAUUGCAUCAGCAUAUAAUCCACGAAUGCUAAAACUAUCAUCAAUGGAACGGGAUGCAGAAUUAGGAAGAAAUCCACGUGUACAUACAUUUCAGGAUACAACAGUGUACAUUCGUCGCUCUGAUGGAUCUUUGGUUACAAUAUUAAUAUCACCAUAUAUAUUUGCCUUACAUAAAGAUGUCAUGGAGAACAAAUGGGAUAGAGGUUUAAAAUUAUGUCGUACAAUACAGGAUGAAGUAUUGUGGGCAACAAUGGCAGCGUUAGCUGUACAUGCUAAAAUGUUAGAAAUAGCUGAAGAAGCUUUUGCUGCAAUUCAGCAACAUGAUAAAGUUACUUACAUUCAAUACAUUAAGGAGUUACCAAAUCGUGCUCAACAAAUAGCUGGAGCAGCUCUAUUAAAAGGCUCCGUUGCCCAAGCGGAAUCUACAUUAUUGCAUAAUGGUUUAUUAUUUCAUGCAAUUAAUAAUAAUUUAAAUUUAUAUUCAUGGAAUCGUGCCUUAGAUCUUGCCUUAAAGCAUAAAAGUCAUAUCGAUACGGUAUUAUAUGUCCGAAAACAAUAUUUAAAUUCUUUAAAUAAAUCUGAAAUUAAUCCAAAGUUUUUACAACUGAAUUCAACGGUUGAUUUAAACGAAGAAGCGAUUAAACAGAAAAUUGAAAAUGAAAUG